UAGAUUUUCCUUCUCAUAAUUGAAGGACUUUCAGUAUUCCUUAUCUGCAACUUUACUCUCUCUGAAAUUCCAAACCCUCGAAUUUUGUUUCCCAAAAAAAUCUUCGAAUCCGAUGGCACCCAAGGGUGAGAAAAAGCCCGCCGAGAAGAAGCCGGCGGAGGAGAAGAAGUCGGCCGUGGCCGAGAAAGCUCCGGCCGAAAAGAAACCCAAAGCCGGCAAGAAGCUCCCGAAGGAAGGAGGAGCCGCUGCCGGGGACAAGAAGAAGAAGAGGACCAAGAAGAGCACGGAGACCUACAAGAUCUACAUCUUCAAGGUCCUGAAGCAGGUUCACCCUGAUAUUGGGAUCUCGAGCAAGGCCAUGGGAAUCAUGAACAGCUUCAUCAACGACAUCUUCGAGAAGCUCGCUCAGGAGGCUUCCAGGCUCGCUAGGUAUAACAAGAAGCCCACCAUCACUUCUCGGGAGAUCCAGACCGCUGUGAGGCUUGUACUUCCCGGAGAACUUGCUAAGCACGCGGUUUCCGAAGGGACUAAGGCGGUGACUAAGUUUACCAGCUCUUGAAUGUUUGAUCUGAUCCAGAAUUAUAUUGUUUGGCGGUGGUGGUUGGUGCUGCGCAAAACAAGUAUAGAUUAGGUGUUUAUGUUUUUAGGGUUAGGGUUUAAUCAGUAAAUGUCUUUUCUUUUCUUUUUUUAUCAUGAUUUUUUUUUUCUUAUUUUUAGUUUGGUUUUGUAAAAGAAGAUCUGGACGAUCUCUAUGUUUUUUUUAUUAGGAAAUGAAAUACCAGUUUAUAAUCA
Molecule: messenger RNA, 792 nt
Organism: Ziziphus jujuba (common jujube)
Lineage: Eukaryota; Viridiplantae; Streptophyta; Magnoliopsida; Rosales; Rhamnaceae
Product: probable histone H2B.1
Exons: 1
Coding region: 113-559 (148 amino acids)
Biological process (GO): nucleosome assembly
Cellular component (GO): nucleosome
Molecular function (GO): protein heterodimerization activity; structural constituent of chromatin; DNA binding
Source: RefSeq, a predicted model, not a curated record